GAGCUUACGCAGACCUUUCCAAAAUGAUAUCUUCAGGUGACUAUGGGUCUCACUCCUGGGAGCUCUUGGUGAUAGUUGAUCAUCAGCUUGAAGAUGUACAAAAGGAAUAUUUACUACGGGUCACGGGGGACCUUCAUGUUGGAGGAGUGAUGCUGAAAUUAGUAGAGCAAAUCAAAAUACCACAAGAUUGGUCAGACUAUGCGCUUUGGUGGGAGCAAAAAAAAUCUUGGCUUCUGAAAACCCACUGGACACUCGAUAAAUGCGGCGUGCAGGCAGAUGCUAAGCUGUUCUUCACUACUCAGCACAAAAUGCUGCGGCUCCGCUUGCCAAACAUGAAGACUGUGAGACUGAAAGUCAGCUUCUCUUCUAUGGUAUUCAAAGCUGUCAGUGACAUCUGCAAAAUUCUCAAUAUUAGACGGUCAGAAGAACUCUCGUUGUUGAAGCAAUCAGAAGAUGCACUCAAAAAGAAAAAGAAAAAGGACAAGAACAGCAAAGAACCAGUUACAGAAGAUAUUUUAAACCUGUGCAACUCUCCAGUGAGUUCUGGAUUAUCAGGAAGUCCAGGUUUAUAUAGUAAAACCAUGACACCCACGUAUGAUCCCCUCAGCGGGACACCAGCUUCUUCCACGAUUACUUGGUUCAGCGACAGUCCCUUGACUGAGCAGAACUGCAGCAUCCUCGCCUUCAGUCAUCCCAGCUGCUCCCCAGAAACACUAGCAGAGAUGUACCAGCCCCGGACCUUAGCUGACAAAGCCAAACUCAACGCGGGCUGGCUAGAUUCAUCUCGAUCCCUGAUGGAACAAGGCAUUCUGGAGGACGAUCAACUUCUUUUGCGCUUUAAAUAUUACACUUUCUUUGAUUUGAAUCCAAAAUACGAUGCAGUGCGGAUAAACCAAAUAUAUGAGCAAGCCCGCUGGGCCAUCCUCUUAGAAGAAAUUGACUGCACGGAGGAAGAAAUGCUGAUCUUCGCUGCACUACAGUAUCAUGUGAGCAAGUUAUCGUUAUCCUCAGAGGCGCAAGAUUUCACGUCUGAAUCGGAAGUAGAUGAAGUAGAAGCUGCACUUUCUAAUCUGGAAGUGACGCUGGAAGGUGGAAACACAAGUAACAUUCUGGAGGACAUCACAGACAUCCCGAAACUUGCUGAUAAUCUCAGGCUAGUUAGGCCCAGGAAGCUGGCGCUCAGAGCAAUCAAGCCGUAUUGGUUUGUCUUUAAAGACACGUCAGUAUCUUAUUUUAAAAACCAGGAAUGCGCACAGGGAGAACCUAUUGAAAAACUAAACCUGAAAGGAUGUGAAGUUGUACCAGAUGUAAAUGUUGCAGCAAAGAAGUUUGGAAUCAAAUUACUAAUUCCUGUUGCUGAUGGCAUGAAUGAAGUAUAUUUGAGAUGUGAUAACGAGAAUCAGUACGCUCAGUGGAUGGCUGCUUGUGUUUUGGCCUCAAAAGGCAAAACAAUGGCCGAUAGCUCUUACCAUCCCGAGGUCAACAAGAUCCUUUCGUUUCUAAAGAUGAAGAACUGGGCCAUGUCUUCCCAGGCCGUCUCUGAUCCAGAAAGCACAGAUAUGAAACCAGAAUGCUUCGUCUCACCACGUUAUACCAAAAAAUACAAGUCCAAGCAGCUGGCUGCUCGGAUUCUGGAAGCCCACCAAAAUGUAUCCCAGAUGCCUCUCGUGGAGGCCAAGCUGCGUUUUAUUCAAGCAUGGCAGUCCCUUCCCGAGUUUGGCUUAUCCUACUACAUUGUAAGGUUUAAAGGAAGCAAAAAGGAUGAUGUGCUUGGGGUGUCCUAUAACAGGCUGAUCCGAAUAGAUAUAGCCACGGGGGAUCCUAUCACAACGUGGAGGUUCUCCAACAUGAAGCAGUGGAAUGUAAACUGGGAAAUACGCCAGGUUGCAAUCGAGUUUGAUCAGAACGUGUCCAUCGCCUUCACUUGUCUGAGCGCAGACUGCAAAAUCAUCCACGAGUGUAUUGGGGGCUACAUCUUCUUGUCAACCCGCUCCAAAGACCAGAAUGAAACACUGGAUGAAGAUCUGUUCCAUAAAUUAACUGGAGGUCAGGAAUGAGGUGAAGUCUUCCCUCCGCCUGCUUCUCCCCACAGCUAAGAGGACCACAGCCUAGACAAAACCCUCUCUGAUUGUCAAUUGCUGGCUAAAAAAUAUAUUGU
Molecule: messenger RNA, 2158 nt
Organism: Eurypyga helias (sunbittern)
Lineage: Eukaryota; Metazoa; Chordata; Aves; Eurypygiformes; Eurypygidae
Gene: FERMT1
Product: fermitin family member 1
Exons: 14
Coding region: 24-2057 (677 amino acids)
Biological process (GO): integrin-mediated signaling pathway; cell-matrix adhesion
Cellular component (GO): focal adhesion
Molecular function (GO): integrin binding
Source: RefSeq, a predicted model, not a curated record